GGUGGUGACACACCAGUGCCGUAUGUAGGUCGGUAUGUGACUGUGUACAACUAUAGAAACAACCCAAAACGAUACAGCUGGUAUAGUAAUGACGCUAUUCUGAUAUUGUGUGAGGUACAGGUGUUUGGAUGUCAAGCAGGGAAAUACGGUGACGGACACUGUAACUAUCUGUGUCCACCAGCGUGUUAUGGCGGUAACUGUAACUCCACAACAGCUGCCUGUUUCUAUUGCUUUGCAGGAAAAUAUGACAUCUACUGUAACUCGGAUUGUCCCUCGAAUUGUAAAAACAGUCUUUGCACGAAGGACGCUGGAUCCUGUUUAGAGUGCAUUCCUGGAAAGUACGGAAACUCAUGUGAUCAGGUCUGUCCUGUAAAUUGCAAGGAUAUGUUGUGUGAAAAAUCCACGGGAAACUGUAUUGACUGUUUUCCUGGAAAGUACGAUCCUAUUUGUGAACAGAACUGUCCAGGAAAUUGUAAGGACAUGCUGUGUGAACGAGACACAGGAUCCUGUAAAGAAUGCAAACCAGGAUUUUUCGAAGCUAAUUGUUCGAAACAAUGUCAUUGCAAGGAUGCUGGAUGUAAUUAUAUGACAGGAAGCUGCUCGCCAUCCGGAUGUUUGCCGGGCUGGAGAGGAAAUACAUGUAGCGAAAGUUGUGGUACAGGGAGUUUUGGUGAAACAUGUUCCUUGGCUUGUCCCGUGACGUGUAAAGACUUCGUAUGUCAUCAUGAAACCGGUCAUUGCUUAGAUUGCUAUCCUGGAAAGUACGGAGUGGUGUGUGGAGCUGAUUGUCCGGGCAAGUGUACGGACAACAUCUGUAAUAAGGACGAUGGACACUGUCUUUCCACUGAAUCACCUAACACAAGCGAGUCCUCAGUCGAUUCUAAAAUGACUAUAAUAGCUGUUUUGGCUGUUGUUUGUGGACUGCUUGUAGCUGCAUUGAUCGCCUUAGCGAUAUGCCAUCUUCGAAAAAGACAAAACAGAAAGAAGUCGAUAGAUGAGGCGACAGAACAAUCCGUCCCGGACACUGGAUAUACAUCUAUUACUCAUCGUCCAGAGGAGACCUCCCACGUCUAUGAAAUGGUGGUCACCUAAUACACAGACAGAAUUCAUCAAGUGAAUUCCAAUCAUUUAAUAUCGCUAGUGUACAACUGAUCAAUUAUAAUAACAGAAAGAAAUACAGACCCUACAAUUGCAUUUAAACAAAAGAUACCCGAAGGCACAUUUUAACAUACUCCAUAUUGAAAGGCAUGAUAUGGGUUUAUACAAUUUGAUAGACAUGUUAAUUGAUUAACAUCUGUUCCGAUUCACUUGUGUUUAUCCUAUUAUUGUGAAAUUGAUAUAAAAAUAGUUUUCGGACUUAAAAAGGCGAAGCUAAUAGAAGCAUGACAAUUGUAUAAUACAAAAGUUUUUUAUUCUUAUUGUUUUCCAUGAGAAUAUAAUUACGCCUUCACUGAUAUAAAACAUGUUAUAUGUCUAUUAUUGAUUUCUUGCAUUUCUACGUGUGCAUUGGGUGGGAGUUUCGGGGAGGGGUGUAAGUUCAUAUUGGCUCUGUAUGAAUUGAUCAGAUGUACAUUUUUUAAACAGGAAAACAGUCUUAAAAUAAAAUAAUAUUUUACGCACGUUAAGUUAGAAAGUUGAUGAAUAACCUUCGAUAUUGUAUCGUGUUUGUUUUAUAAUAUUAUUACAAUCAAUAUCGAUAUAUAGCGGUUCAUGCGUGACUUUUCAUUUUUGUGUGUGCAAGAGUGUUUGCAAGUUUUGGUUUAGAUGUAUGUAAGCGAUUUUAUUGUGCUCACAUAUAGUGCGUGUACAUGUAUGUAUGUUCACUCCCGUUUGUCUGAAUUUAGAUACAUUUUUUUGUAAUAUAAUAUUCUUCUUGUAUACUAAUGAUUAGAUGAUUAGAACCACGGACAGUGACCGGGUGAAAUGUUUCCUCUCAUCCUCA
Messenger RNA from Pecten maximus, 1942 nucleotides. RefSeq names its product protein draper-like. Lineage: Eukaryota; Metazoa; Mollusca; Bivalvia; Pectinida; Pectinidae. The coding region runs from base 385 to 1092 and encodes 235 amino acids. The record is from RefSeq and is a predicted model, not a curated record. The transcript is spliced from 12 exons. Gene Ontology annotation, molecular function: scavenger receptor activity.